AAAUUGUGUUUUGUGAAAAUCUUGUGAAAGUAUUUAUUUAUUAAAUUAAACUAAGAAAAUGUCAUUCAGAGUGAUUUUACGUAAUUUUAAUACCCUAAGCUACGUCGGAAGCUACAAAACAAUUAGAGGUCAGCCCUUCAAACUAUACUGCGCAGCAAUACUCGGCGCAGGAUUCACAGCUUACACUCAGUUCAGACGGAGCCGAGCCGAGAUGAAAGAGAUCAUACAGAUUAAUAGUUACAUGGCCCCACCAAUCACACCCCUCGACCAAUUGGAGAAGACCCAGGACGACAUGAAAACGCAAAUGGAACUUAUGAUCAUGAGGAUACAGUCCGAAUUCUGUCGGGCACUUGAGAAGGAGGAAGAUAAGGCUUGGGAGGACGAAAAGAUGGAGGAUGAUGAUCUUGAUCCGGACAUUUUUAUUAUUCACCCGGAGGCAAAGUUCAAAGUGGACCGUUGGACUCGCAAGGAGGGUGGAGGAGGAAUCACGUGCGUCUUACAAGACGGACGGGUCUUUGAGAAAGCUGGAGUGAAUAUUUCUGUGGUACAUGGCAAGUUGCCGCCUGCUGCCGUCCAGCAGAUGAGGAGUAGGGGGAAAAAUCUACAAAAUGCAGAACUACCUUUCUUCGCGGCUGGAGUCAGCGCCGUGAUACACCCUCGGAACCCGAUGGUGCCCACCAUACACUUCAACUACAGAUACUUCGAGGUCCAGGAUAAAGAUGGAGUACAAUGGUGGUUCGGGGGCGGUACUGACUUGACGCCGUACUACCUCAAUGAGGAGGACGCCAAACAUUUCCAUUUGACGCUGAAGCACGCUUGCGACGCUCACGAUAAAACUUAUUAUGCCCGAUUUAAGAAAUGGUGCGACGAUUAUUUCUCGAUUCCUCACCGCGGCGAACGGCGAGGAAUCGGCGGCAUCUUCUUCGACGACAUCGACACGCCGUCACAGGAAGAAGCAUUCGAGUUCGUCACGUCGUGUGCAGAGGCUGUCAUACCCAGUUAUUUACCUAUUGUUCAAAAACACAAAGACGACUCGUACGGCUACUACGAGAGGCAGUGGCAGCUGCUCCGGCGCGGGCGCUACGUAGAAUUCAACCUCAUCUACGACCGCGGCACCAAGUUCGGGCUCCACACGCCUGAGGCCCGUUACGAGUCGAUACUUAUGUCGCUGCCUCUUAAUGCUAAAUGGGAGUACAUGCACGAGCCGAAACCUAACUCUCCUGAAGCAGAGCUGAUGAAGGUCCUCAAAGAGCCUAGAGACUGGGUCAACAUUGGGACUUCAAAACGAGCGGCUGCGUGAAGCUAUACUAUAACUUAUUUUAAUGGGUGUAAGGCUUUAAAUCAAAUACCUUUUUUCAUCCAUGUAUAAUCAAUAGAGAUUUUGCUAUCCAUGAGAAGUUAUUGUUUGCAAUAUCUCUAGCUGUCGGUUGUGAUAACUCUAUGGUCCCAAGCUCCUUGUUUCUGCUAUUGCAGAUCCAAUGACGUUUUUAUUAACUAAGCGAAUAGUUUCUACGCUCAUAUAAAGUAAGUUUACAUCACUUAUCACGAAAAUUGUUGAGGUACUUAUGAUAAAUGUAUUUAAAUUAUUGUUAAAGUAUAACAAUGUAUAUUGAUCGAUGUUAUAAUGUCAUAUUUUAAUAUACAAGAUAUUUUUGUAAAAGUUUCA
Molecule: messenger RNA, 1666 nt
Organism: Amyelois transitella
Lineage: Eukaryota; Metazoa; Arthropoda; Insecta; Lepidoptera; Pyralidae
Gene: Coprox
Product: oxygen-dependent coproporphyrinogen-III oxidase
Exons: 9
Coding region: 59-1300 (413 amino acids)
Cellular component (GO): cytoplasm; mitochondrial intermembrane space
Molecular function (GO): coproporphyrinogen oxidase activity
Source: RefSeq, a predicted model, not a curated record